This is a messenger RNA of Trichobilharzia szidati, 1683 nucleotides long. The record is from the annotation of a GenBank genome assembly. Lineage: Eukaryota; Metazoa; Platyhelminthes; Trematoda; Strigeidida; Schistosomatidae.
AUGAGUGUCAUUUAUACCAUUACUUUACAUCUUCAAAGGGCUUGCAAUUUUGGAUUCGAGUGUAUUUGGCUUGGGUCUGUUCGUGAGGUACUUCGUGUCAUAAGACAAAAUUUCACCCGUUUGACACGUUCAUUAGUAACCCAACCUGGCGCUGCUUUCUUUUUAUCGUCGAACAAUGGAAAAUCGAAACCCUCAACUAGUGCAGAUGAAAUAGCUCCUGGCAAAAUAGCUGAAUCGCGCGCACGAGUGGUUGUCGGUCUUGCACGUGCUCGUUUGCAACUGGGAAUUGGACAACAUUUAGCUGAUACUGGGAUUGUAAAGGUGUUGACAUUGAUCGACGAAUUGGAUACUCACCUAACACAAUCAGCUUCUCGAUUAAGAGCCUGUUAUAGUGUACACUUCCCAGAGGUGUGUCGUCCUCAUUUUGGAAAACAACUAUGUUUAGAUGAUAUGAAACUUCUUCAGUUGAUAGCCAACCAUCCACUUCGUUGCAAUAUAAUUUCAAAUCUUUCUUCGGGGAGUUUUACAUGCCCUAAUGAUGAUCAACUAGCUUCUGUUGUUGCGGCGGCUGCUCAGGAUUCUAUUGGAGCCGACUUAGGUGAAGAAGAUUGUGAAAAUCUCCAGAAGUAUGCACAACGUCUUCUGCAAAUGAAUCAGAUAAAACAGCGUCAUAUAGAUUCCUUAUUACGACGCAUAACUAAUUUAUGCCCUAAUUUGCAUGCGCUUCUUCAUCGUGCACUUCAUCCUUUUGAUGAUCAAAAAGACGAGACGAACAAUUCUAAAAGUGACGAUCAACUAUCAGCUUGUUUAGUUGCUGCACGUUUAAUAGCCAAUGCUGGAUCUUUUAAUCGACUUGCUUCUAUGCCAUCUACGCGUAUUUUGUCGUUGGGGGCAUCCAAAGCGCUAUUCAGAAAAGGCGGAGCUGUCGUAGCAACAUCUACUGGUCUAUUAUCGAAUGCAAGUAAAUCACUAGCCGAUCCAAAUUCACCGUCUGUGGAUAAUUCACAAGUGGUGGGCAAUAAUUUGUCUGCAGCUCAGUUGAAACUUUUGAGUGCUAAUCGUGUGCAACGGGAUACAGUUCGUCGUCGAGCUGCACGUCUUCUCGCCGCAAAGUCAACUCUUGCCUGUCGUGCAGACUGUUUUCGUCAACACAAUCCAGUGUUAAAACAAUCGGAUUCUGAUUCAGCAAACCCGAGUACUUCUGUGAUAGAAGAUGAACGACUCAAAACCGGGGCUUAUGGCGAUCACCUUGGGAAGACUGUUCAAGAUCACUUGAGAAUAUGGGCCGAGACCAAUGGCAUACACAAAGAUCGAACUGAAGAACAAAACAAGGCACAGCGUGAAAGAAGGAAAAGGUAUCGAAAGCUUAAACAUAAAGCUUGGCUUGCUCGAAAACUUUCUAAAUGCUCAACAGCAAAGUGCAACGAUGCAACCAAUAGAAUUGAAUCUAUGGACGUUGAUAUAGAUAGUACUGCUACUACUACAUCUGUCAAUGUAGUUCAAGUCGUGGACACAAGUACAAAAACAUCAGAAAACAAAGACCACAGUGAGUCUUCGGAUAGUGAUUGGCCAAUGAAAGAGAGUGAUUGUUUAGAGUCGUCAAGCAGAGCACCACCUCGUUCCCCUCAGAAAAGAAAAUCGGUGCGUAGAACUAUGCAACCGAUGAUACCUACUCAAUGCUGA